GCUGAGUCUCACGGACUCUGGUAAAGAUGGCGUCGGCGGAGCAUCGGGGAGUUGUAACCAGACGCUUUGCCGUUUCCAAACACCGCUGGUCCCGACAACGCAAGGACUGAAACGGCAGCGGGAGCGACGGUUCAUCGACCCGUUCGUCGGCCGCGUGGAGCCGUGUGGUGUCGCCGCGGGCCUGCUCGCUCUUGUUUUCGGUUUCCCCUCUGCAGUCGCCUCGGUCAAGCUCGUUAGCUUCAAGUUGAAGAGCCAGCGCUAGCUCGGGGCUAGCUGUGUAGCUCCUACGGCUGCUGGGCUCUUUCUCUGGGGGGGCAUCCAUGGACCGAGAGCCCGGCCGGGGGUAAACACCGGGGCCGCCUGUAGCUCUUCAAAGUUUUUUUUUAUUUUUAACUGAAACAGCCGCCCAUGCGUCACUCGGAUUGAACAGACCCCAGGUGGACCAGGGGGGGAUACGGGGCUCCGACUCUGCUGCGACACUGUAUCUCGGUGUCGAGGCACAGAUUCAUUUUUUUUUUUUGCCGUCAUGUAUUUUCUCACCGGCUGGCCCCGGAGGCUGCUCUGCCCGCUGCGGAGCGAAGAGGAGCCCUUCCACAUCCAGCCCAGCGCCCAGCGGUUCUACUUCGCCGUGUUGUCCGAGACGCAGCUCAGCGUCUGGUUCAGUCGGCCCAGUGUUUUGAUAGUCAGCUAUAUCGAGUCUUCAAAGGCAGCGGCCCAAUUUGGCUUCUACCAGAAGGCAGAAUGGAAACCAGACGACUCCAUGAUAGCUGUGGCGACUGCCAAAGGGUACAUCCUCCUGUUCGACGUGCUGGGUGGAGGGGAUGACAAGUACCUCUAUGAGCCUGUCUAUCCAAAGGGAAGUCCUCGUGUGAAAGUGACCCCAGGUUAUAAGGAAGAGCAAUGUGCCCCUGCCCUGUCUUUAGAGAUGAAGAAGCCUGUGGAUCUGGAGGCCCCCAUCACCAGUCUGCAGUCCCUCCAGGAGGACUUGCUGGUGUGCACGGCAGACGGCUACCUCCAUGUGCUGCACUGGGACGGGCUGGGCAGUAACGGACGCAAGGCCAUCUGCCUCACUACGAUCCCUUUCUCGCUAGACCUGCAGUCUGCUCGAGGUGGUCCCUCUCUGGACCUGGAGGGAGUGUAUAUCCGUUGCAUGGAGUAUUGUGUGACCCUGGACGGGUACGCCGUGGUUCUGAGCGAUGGGCGCCUGGGUUUCAUCACACCGCUUAACAACACCAUCACCGCAGACCUGAUGGAAUCUGUUACCUCGCCAUGCUCCAAGCAGCUGCAGGGCGUCUGGGCGGCAGAUGUCACUGAUGGCACCUGUGUGGCUGUCAACAACAAGUACAGACUGAUGGCCUUUGGCUGCGCCAGUGGCUCCGUGCUGGUGUACAUGAUCGACACUGCAACAGGGUCCAUGCAGCUCUCCCACAAACUGGAGCUCACGCCAAAACACUACCCAGACAUCUACAACAAGACGGGCCCAGUCAAACUCAUCUGCUGGUCACCUGACUACAGUGUAGUCAUGGUUACGUGGGAGUGCGGUGGCCUAUCGCUGUGGAGCGUCUUUGGAGCUCACCUCAUCUGCACUCUGGGAGAGGACUUUGCGUAUCGUUCUGAUGGUACUAAGAAGGACCCCAUUAAAAUCUGCUCUAUGUGCUGGGGAGCAGAGGGCUACCACCUGUGGGUGCUGCCUAUCAAACAAGAGAGGAAACGGCAGGAAGAACCGCAGGAAGAGGUGGAGGUGGAGGUGGAGAUGGAGAUGGUGGAACCUCCUCAGUCCUCCCAGCAGGCCGGCAUACUGCAGUUCCAAUUUAUCAAGAGUGCCCUCACAGUCAACCCCUGCACAAGUAACCAGGAGCAGGUGUUACUCCAUGGUGAAGACCGCCUCUACCUGACCUGCGGUGACCCCUCGCAGGUCCAGGGCACCUCUGACGCGCACACACACGUGCACCCGUGCGAUGGCAGCCCAAUGCACCCCGCCCCCAAACCCGAAUCCUCUCUCUCUCAGGGACUCAGCACUUUACUGGGACACAAGCACUGGCACGUGGUCCAGAUCCACAGCACAUACCUAGAGAGCAACUGGCCGAUAAGGUUUGCAGCCAUAGACACAGCAGGCCAGUGCAUGGCUGUAGCAGGGAGGCGGGGUUUUGCACACUACUCCUUAUUCACAAGGAAAUGGAAGCUGUUUGGAAAUAUCACUCAGGAGCAGAACAUGACGGUGACGGGAGGUCUUGCUUGGUGGAAAGACUUUGUGGUGGUGGCCUGCUACAAUCAUAUAGACCACCAAGAGCAGUUGAGGCUCUACCAACGCUCAUCCAACCUGGACAACGCCUUCGCCUCGGUCACUAAGCUGCACUCAGACACGCUGCUGCUCAACGUCUUCAGAGACAUGGUCAUCUUGUUCCGAGCCGACUGCUCCAUCUGCCUCUAUAGCAUUGAGAGGAGGAAUGACGGUCCAAACCCGUCAGCCAGCGUGGAGCUGCUGCAGGAGGUGUCCAUGUCUCGCUACAUCCCUCACCCGGCCCUCGUAGUCUCCGUCACACUCACAUCCGUGCGUACAGAGACUGGGAUUACAUUGAAAGCCCCGCAGCAGGCCUGCAUGGCAGAAAGCAUCAUGUUGAAUCUGGCUGGCCAGUUGAUCAUGCUACAGAGGGACCGCUCAGGUCCACAGGUACGAGACAAGGAGACCCCUGCUAAUAACAAGAAGCUGCUACCAUUUUGUCCUCCUGUGGUGUUGGCCCAGUGUGUGGAGAACGUGUGGACCACCUGCCGCUCCAACAGGAAGAAGCGCUACCUGCUGGACGCCCUGUGGCUGUCAUGCGGCGAGGCAGGCAUGAAAGUCUGGUUGCCCCUGUUCCCCCGGGACCACCGCAAGCCCCACUCCUUCCUCUCCAGACGCAUCAUGCUGCCAUUCCACAUCAACAUCUAUCCCCUGGCUGUACUGUUUGAGGACGCCCUGGUACUUGGGGCAACCAAUGAGACUGUGCUUUACGAUGGGCUGCAGGGAUCAGCAGAGCCACUGGAGGCGCUCUUUCCCUACUGCACAGUAGAGAGGACCUCCCAGAUCUACCUCCACCACAUCCUCAGGCAGCUGCUGGUUCGAAACCUGGGUGAACACGCUUUGAUGCUGGCUCAGUCAUGUGCCUCCCUCCCCUACUUCCCCCAUGUCAUGGAGCUGAUGGUGCAUGUGGUCCUGGAAGAAGAGGCGACAUCACGGGAGCCCAUCCCAGACCCUCUGCUGCCCACCGUGGCCAAGUUCAUCACAGAGUUCCCGCUCUUCCUUCAGACCAUCGUCCACUGCGCCAGGAAGACGGAGUACGCGUUGUGGAACUACCUGUUUGCCGCUGUGGGAAACCCCAAAGAUCUGUUCGAGGAGUGCCUCAUAGCUCAAGACCUGGACACAGCAGCCUCGUAUCUGAUUAUACUGCAGAACAUGGAGGUUCCAGCAGUGAGCAGGCAGCACGCCACCCUACUCUUCAACACGGCGUUGGAAAAGGGCAAGUGGGACCUGUGUCGGCACAUGAUCCGAUUCCUCAAAGCCAUUGGCUCAGGGGAGAUGGAGACUCCGCCCCCAACACCCACCACUCAGGAACCCAGCUCAACUGAGAUCUUUAGAAAUCGCAGCAUUAGUUUGUCUCAGUCGGCAGACUGCAUCACCCCAGGAAAGUUCAACCUGCAGAAGACCUUCAGUAUGCCCACUGGACCCUCGGUUAAAGGCCGGGAUGUGGAGUGUCCAGAGAACAUGUAUAUUGAUAUGAUGCUGUGGCGCCACGCCCGUCACCUCCUGGAGCAGGUGCGCCUCCGCGACCUGGGGUGCUUCUCGGCACAGCUGGGCUUCGAGCUAAUUGGCUGGCUGUGCCGCGAACGGAACCGCGUGGCUCACGUAGAUGAUUUUGUUUCGGCGUUGAAAAGGCUCCAUAAGGAUUUUCUCUGGCCGUUUCCUGUUAUUCCUGUGGGAAGCCUCAGCUCGCCCCUGAAGAACGGACAGUGUCGCACAGUGCUGAGCACGAGGCUGUUGAAGUCGCAGUCGGCCGACAGCCUGUUGAACAGCGACAUGGACACAGCGCCCCUUCAGGCAGAUCCCACCAACCACACCUGGCUGGACGGGCUCGGGCAGGGGGCCAAAGACAUGGACACGGCCUCGUCGGCUCACUCCAACCAGCACUCACCACAGACACACGACGCCUUCCUGUCACUGCUCACCAACAAAGUGGAGGAGUACAGCAUCGGCUCGGCCACAGACCUCACAGAAACCAGCUCAGUGGUGGACGGUGAUUGGACGAUGGUCGACGAGAACUCGUCCACCCUGAGCCUGAGCCAGGCCGAGCUGGAGCACAUCUCCAUGGAGCUGGCCAACAAGGGCCCGCACAAGUCGCAGGUGCAGCUCAGGUACCUGCUCCAUGUGUUCAUGGAGGCCGGCUGUCUGGAGUGGUGCGUCGUGAUAGGUUUGAUCCUGCGGGACGCAAACGUGAUCAAGCAGGUGAUCAGCUUCCUGGACAGCCCAGAGGUUCCCCAAGAAACUGUGCAGAAUGUCCGGAGCGGCUUAUUGGCUGUGGACACAUGGGUCUCCACUGACUGCCUGGGAUACAAACCAUUUCUCAACCUGAUCCAGCCGCAGCUGCAGCAGUUGAUGGACUCUGUGUCGGAGCAGGUUUUGCCUGAAGCUUUCCAGCCAACCAGCCAGAGCUCCAAACUGGGAGGCUCUGAAGGUCUGGGAGGUGCUGCCGCGCCCCGGCCCGAGGACAGCAGAGGAGCGGCGGCUCCGCUGGGCCUGUCGCUGCCCUCCCUCGAACCUGCGGGAGGUUUUCCUCGCCCCCCCUCAGAGGACUGUCCCCCAGAACAGACAGAGGAGCAGGGGGACGAGGAGGGAGCCUACGACUGCACCCUGUCAUGAAGCCAGGCGCCUCCUCUGGACUCCGUAUGAACUCGAGCCUGGAGGAGGCAGCACCAGCUGCAGUGGCUGACAGGAAAUGGACCUAAUUUGUGUGCGUGUGUGUGAGUGUGUUUGCGAGCGUGCACAGAAAGUACGUCUUGCAGGAUCUUACAGUAUUACCCACUCUUCAGAUUUGCCCUCGGUGUCGACUAGAGUCCCUGUGGAUGCUGAGCAACAGAGACGUCACAGCACAACUGGAUGGGAUUCAUCUGCCGUCCAACAGGCCUAACUUUACCAAAACGCUCUGUCAGAAUAAAGGUCACCUGUGUGAGUGUGUCGUGGUGUUUGGAAGCUGUGGACCAGCGCAGGAAGGCACCAGGUUUUUAUUCCGGAACAAGUUGUUCGGCACUCGGUCCAGUGCAAUUGGAAAAACUUUGAUUUUAUUUUUUUUGGUCAGUGUCUUGUUGUUUCAUUCGGUACAAGAAUCAGCUCGGAGACAAAUAACCGGAGUGUGUUCGAUCGCGGCGUCUUGCUCCAUUGCUACUCAUCAUGUAGAACAAAGCUCUUUGGUGGUGAAACCAUUUUUCAAGAUGCGCUGGAAGUGUGUCUGAGCCUAAAGUGUGCGCACAAGAGGUGUUUCAUACUUUGCAUACCUCAUCUGACUUCAAACUAUUUUUGUGAUACCUUUUUCAAUGACGUGUGUACAGGAGAACAUUAUUUUUCUAUCAAGUACACACCCUGUCCCUCUAUAAAGAGCAAAAGGUUCAUGGUAUGAAUUCUGUGUAAUUCAAGGAAAGUGACGACGUGAAGACCUUUGAAGAUAAUGGUCUCUGGAGAAGAGUCUGUGGUUGCGAGUGCAGAAGUGUUUUUACCACUGAUCAGUACCUCUCUCUGUUCAUGUAUUUUUCAUGCAUCCAUGCCCCCCACCCUCCCCCAUCCCCGACUUUGGUGAAGUGCAGGCGUAAAACAAACGUUUGAAUUGGGAGUUGGAGCCAGAAGCGGCUUUUCUCAGUGUGGUCCAGGUUUUAGACAAAGAGCAAAGUCGUGUUCAGUGUUCCUGAGGUGAGCAGAUUUAAAGGAGACACAUUAUGCUCAGAUUCAUCAUUUUAAUGUGUGUCACUGUUUGAAAAGGUCGACACGCCCUAAUGUCGUCGUCUCGUCUCGUGCAUCAUGCAAAUAUCGGGCAUCUUGACGUCAUGUGACAGAAUCACGUAGAAUCUUCAGCAGGACUGUUGGACACGGUUCUGCAGGAGCGUCUGUGGAGAUGCUCCCUUUGGCCGCAGACUUUUUAACUUUGCAGAACAUUCACACAAAUAAAUGUUUAACAGACUAGAGGAAGGAAAACCUGAAAAGGCAUCGUACGUCUCCUUUAAAGCUGCAGAGUAGUAGAGGUCGUGUGCUGUAAAAACCAAAUCAUGACACUUUAAACACACAUUUGUUUUUCAGUCGGAUCGCGAACAUUGUGUAAUUGAAGCCGUCUUACUCUGCAGGUUUUUUUCCCGACUAUGCUGUCGGAGCACAAUUUGAUUCUCAGUGACGCGUCAGCAUCGUUCUGACAAAGGAUGAAAUUGAAGCCAGUGUGGCCUCGGCCCUGGUUGUUUGAUGGACGAUGCGGAAUCGAACCUUCGCCACGUGAUCAGGACAAACAUUUCAUUCAGUCCAUCGUACAUAUCACCUCCCUGAACCAGUCCCUCCGCCUGCUCCUGUGUGGAUCUAUUCCCAACGCGUGUACCACAUUGUAUUGUUGACGGAUUUUUGACAUGUUUGGUGACCUCCAUCACAUGGGAUUGAUUUUUAAAUAUAUUAGUCAUCAUUAUUAACUAUUAUUUAUUGGCAUUAUAGCUGAAUGAUCUUUGCUGAAUUGAUACCUGGACGUGUGCUUGUAUUUUUUUUUUUUUUUAUGACUGAUGACUUUUCCUCCUUUUAGUCCAUCAGUCACGUAUUGGCUCCAUAAGCACUAAAAGGUUUAUCACAGUUACGUCAGUAUUACGUCGUGCAAUGAAUUGAAAUGUUACUCCGCUUCUUUUGUUUCUGUUCCCUUCUCCCUUUUUCAGCUUUUACUUUUCACGAAUGACCAAAUCAGGCGAAUAGAAACGUGUUUUCUCUCUUGUGCCGUUUGUGCAAGACGAGUUUGAAAGUCAACAUUUUCCUCUUCUGUCUUCUCCUCUUAACAAAAGGGCAAAUUGACUUUCCCACCGAUGUACUGUCGUCCCUCUGCGUAAAGCCCCCCCCCUCGUCCCCGCCCCUGAACCCAGGCUACAGCUCCACCUCGCUGCUCCGCUGUACGCUUCUACUUGACUUGAAGAAACGAAAACAAAAAAACACGGUGACUUGAUGAACCAAAGACUUAACGUCCAGAGGCCUUCUGAUUGGAGCUCGAUCGAGCGCUGGAGUCAUUAUGCAGAGGGAACAAAACCUCACACACACACACACACACACACACACACACACAACCACACACACACACACACAACCACAACCCAUCCUUCUCAUUGGAAACGACCAUCAACGCUCAGAAACAAGUUCCUCUCUGCGAAGAUCAGUAUUUCAGAUCUUGUGGUGGUUUCCUUCUCUGCAGGCGAGGAGCGGGUCAGCCAGGUGCGUCUCGUGGUACUUUCUCGGGGGGGUGACGCGUCCACCCAGACGUGGACAGCUCCCCCUCCCUCCUCCGGUGUACAGUGUAAACGUGUUGUUUCCUCGGCAGGAGCAGCAGAUUAUCCUCAAUGCAGUGUAAAGAAACUCUUGUACAUUUGCCUUUUCUACUCAUGUUUGGUUUUCUACUUUACAGUUUUUUUUUUUUCCCCUUGUACAUAAAGAUCAAUAAAUUAUUUUUAAAAAUG
Molecule: messenger RNA, 7713 nt
Organism: Hippoglossus stenolepis (Pacific halibut)
Lineage: Eukaryota; Metazoa; Chordata; Actinopteri; Pleuronectiformes; Pleuronectidae
Gene: ric1
Product: RIC1 homolog, RAB6A GEF complex partner 1
Exons: 28
Coding region: 527-4894 (1455 amino acids)
Biological process (GO): intracellular protein transport; retrograde transport, endosome to Golgi
Cellular component (GO): cytosol; Golgi membrane; Ric1-Rgp1 guanyl-nucleotide exchange factor complex
Molecular function (GO): protein binding
Source: RefSeq, a predicted model, not a curated record